AUGCUGUGGCUUCGGAAGAGGAAUAGGAGGAGGAAGAUAGCCUCUGUGUCUCCACAAGAGGAGCACGAGCCACAAGAAUGCCACAAAGCACAGAAUGAGAACUGGAUCAAAUCUCACUUUAGCCGCCUUUCCGACGAGAAGCUGGCCCCUGGCAGGGCCCCGGCCCCCGGCAGCGCCCCCGCCCCCCAGCCUGAGACUGUCAACCGAGAGGCCAACACCACGGUUCGCAUGGAGACCUCCGCCUCAAGGGAGGCCUUCGCCAACAAGCAGAAGGUGCCUGCGUACUCAGUGGUCAGAGAGACCCACAAGGAGUCCUCGCCCACAGAUGAGGCCACGUGGGCCGCCGUGGCUGCUAGUACUAAGGAGCUUGACACCAAGGGACGCCAGCUGGCCAACUCCAUGUUGCAGCGGGCCAUGGUGUACCGGAACUCAGGCCACCUGGAGUCCAAGGACCUCAACCAAGAGGAGCUGAAGGCCCUCCAGGAGGUGGAGAUAAAGCUGAAGGGCAAUUUCCUCACGCAGCGGGAAACCACUGUCGCUGGUAUGAACCACACACACACCUUCCAUGGCCAUGGUCACCAUGGCCACCAGGAUCAUCCAAGCCACCCAAACCACCACCAGAGCCACAGCCUGCCCAACCGCAGCCAUCAGACCUAUCAGCCCUUCGAAGCCAUCUAA
This is a messenger RNA of Myotis lucifugus (little brown bat), 678 nucleotides long. RefSeq names its product chromosome unknown C10orf62 homolog (gene CUNH10orf62). The coding region runs from base 1 to 678 and encodes 225 amino acids. The transcript has a single exon. The record is from RefSeq and is a predicted model, not a curated record. Lineage: Eukaryota; Metazoa; Chordata; Mammalia; Chiroptera; Vespertilionidae.